AUGGACUGUUACCUAACAAUCAUCAUGCCAAAUCCCAGAUUGUACGUAAAAGACGGAAGGCACCAGAUUGAGGGAUUUAUUGUGCACAAAAUCCCGAUUUGCUCCCUCCAUCAGACUGCAAUGAGUGAAAAGCACCUCAUUCAACGUGAGCACCUCCUCUACGACUCCCUGAGCCGGGCAGGAAUGUCUAAUCCUCAUUUGGAGUGCUUACGGAGGGAGCGUCUCUUGGGCAUGAAGGGAGUGAUUGAACGCUACGAACUCUGCCUUCGAGCAAUGGUUGAUCGCGCUGGUCCGAACUUUAAGCGCUGCACCGAACGCAAAAACAGCGAACUGGACUUUGUGCCAACGAACCUGCAUGUAAACCGAAUAGGACUUCUGGAUUCCGAAAAUAAUCUGGGUGAGUUUACUGUUCUGUAA
This is a messenger RNA of Dibothriocephalus latus, 417 nucleotides long. NCBI's taxonomy places the organism in Eukaryota, Metazoa, Platyhelminthes, Cestoda, Diphyllobothriidea, Diphyllobothriidae. The record is from the annotation of a GenBank genome assembly.